UAUGGGCUAAUAAAGGCGCCGCCGCCGCCGGACUCCACCAUGAAAUGCUUCACGGCAUGCCCAACUCAGAAGUACCGACACAUGCCAUCUUGCUCGGUCAAUGCCGUGCCACAGUUCCUAAGUUCCUCAUAUAGAGAGACUGGUCCUCGUCAAAAGCCACUCUGGUCACGUUCACGCCGGUCCAAGGUCAGCCGCCCCUGGCACAAAUGUCGAAAGCACACCUCUUCCACUCCCCGGAUGGCCUCGUGGUCAAGUGCCUGAGGGGCCUCAUCUCGUACAACCCAUCCCUCUCGCUCGACGAGGCCAACCGCGUGGUCUUUGACACAAGGCACGAUGAGAACAAGGUCAGCAUCGUCUCGGGCGGGGGAUCAGGCCAUGAGCCGGGUGAGUGCCACAACACGCAGCCGCGCGCGUGGCUGGCCUGCCGUUGACAAUCCCGACAGCGUGGAGUGGCUACGUGGGCCAAAACCUGCUCGCCGCCUCGGUGGGCGGGGACAUCUUUGCCAGCCCCUCGACCAAGCAGAUCCUGGCCGCCAUUGAUGCGGUGCCAAGCAACGAGGGCACCAUCCUCGUCGUCACAAACUACACCGGCGAUUGCCUGCAUUUCGGCCUUGCCAACGAGAAGGCCGUUGCGAGAGGUCACCGCUGCCAGGUGAUUGUCUGUGGCGACGACGUCUCUGUCGGGAGGACCAACGGGUCACUGGUGGGACGCAGGGGGCUUGCCGGCCAGAUUGGGGUUCUCAAGGUCAUGGGUGGUGCCGCCGGCCAGGGCGCCUCCCUGGACGACGUCUACGACCUCGGCGUGGCAUUCUCCCAGCAGAUUGUCUCGAUUGCUGCCACGCUGGACCACUGCCACGUGCCCGGGCGCACCGAGCAUGCCGCGCUGGCAGACGACGAGGUCGAGAUCGGCACGGGGCCGCACAACGAGCCUGGCUACAGGCGGCUCUCCCCGGCACCCUCAGCAGAGGAGCUGGUCAGGAUGAUCCUGACUCACUGCUUGGACGACAAGGACCCGGACCGUGGCUAUGUAAAGUUCAACAAGGGCGACGAGACCAUGUUGCUGAUCAGCAACUUCGGCGGCAUAUCCCCCCUGGAGAUGGGUGCGCUGACGGAUGAGAUCCUCGAGCAGCUGUCCUCGGACUGGGGCAUAGAGCCAGCGCGUGUAUAUGUCGGGCCCCUUGAAACGUCUCUAAACGCACAGGCAUUCUCGGUGUCCAUGAUCAAUGUGACGGCUGCGGCAGAGAACUGCGCCUAUUCGGUCGAUGACAUCAAGGCUUUCGCAGAUGUCAAGACCACGACCUCUUGGGAGUCCAUGGCUGGGUCGCAAGGCUCGAGACGGGGGCGGCGGGAGCAACUCGCCAGCCCCCCGCAAGAACCCAAGAGGGCUGCUGUCGAUCCCGGUCGGGACCUCAGGCUGGACCCUGCUUCCUUGGAUAGGAUGUUGCGAGGCGCAUGCGACGCACUGAUACAAGCGGAACCCGACCUGACGAAAUGGGACACGCUGAUGGGCGAUGGAGACUGCGGUGAAACGCUCAAGACCGGCGCAACCAGCCUGCUCGCAGCGCUGGACCACAAGGGCAUCGCAGCCGGCGGGUCGGUGGUCACAGUGCUCCGGGAGCUUGAGGACAUUGUCGAGAGCAAGAUGGGCGGCACCCUCGGAGGGAUCCUGGGCAUCUUCUUCGUCUCGCUUCGCAACGCCGUCGAGAACAGCGUGCAGGGAAGCCCGGAAAGAGGGGCGCCCGGAAUCUGGGGCCAGUCCCUGGGCACGGCCCUCGAGCAUCUGACCAAGUACACGCCGGCCAAGGUAGGCGACCGGACGGUGAUGGACACCCUCCUCCCCUUCGCCGCGGCGAUACAGAAGGCUGGAAGCUUUGACGAGGGCGUCGAGGCUGCGGUCAGGGGCGCGGAAGCCACCAAGAACAUGACCCCGAGACUCGGAAGAGCCACCUACGUCGCGGCGGGGCGUGAGCGAGGGAGCGGUGGCGUGCUGCCCCCUGACCCUGGGGCAUGGGGCGCAAUGGUUGCCAUACGGGGCCUGAAGGAUGGGCUGCUGCCGAGAAAAGACAGCGCGGUCGCCGUAUGA
This is a messenger RNA of Diaporthe batatas, 2083 nucleotides long. RefSeq lists its product as uncharacterized. Gene Ontology annotation, biological process: glycerol catabolic process. The transcript is spliced from 3 exons. The record is from RefSeq and is a predicted model, not a curated record. The coding region runs from base 749 to 2083 and encodes 444 amino acids. NCBI's taxonomy places the organism in Eukaryota, Fungi, Ascomycota, Sordariomycetes, Diaporthales, Diaporthaceae. Gene Ontology annotation, cellular component: cytosol. Gene Ontology annotation, molecular function: glycerone kinase activity.